AUGAAUAUGAAUGACAGUUUCUUUGACAAAAUAGAAGUUGUGAAUUAACAACUAAUUACAUAUAGUAAACCAUAAACUAUUUGUAAAUCUUUAGAACGUUCAUUCGCAAUGUGCAGCAAUCCACCUAAGUAUGUAUGCCUUUGAAAUUUAUAAUUUCAGCAAAAUAAUUUAGCAACAAACUUAAUUUCAUAAUAAUGACACUGCUAUAUCUAGAAACUAAUCAUAUAAAUUAGAUUAUUUUUUAAAAUAAUAAACAAAAAGUUCUUAAAAUAAUACUUAAUCUAAAAGUUAUCGUAGUAUAAGAUAAUAAGAUUAUAAUACUAACAAUAUAAGUUAAAAUCCAUAAAGUAAAAGAAUAAUAUAUUGAUUUAGAAUCCUAUUUGAAGCAAUAAAUGAGAUUAAAAAUAAAUUUAGAAAAUGAUGCCUAUUAAUCUAAUUUGAGACAUAAAACUUCAUCUUCACAUAACACUACAAAUCCUUAUUAGGCAUCUUUAGCUAAUUUAAUGAAAUAAUAAGUAAUUUAUAAUCUUAAUCAAUCAAGAUGUAAAAAUAAUAAUAAAGUUUUGCUAAUAUAUGCAAAACCUUAAAUGACGAAUCUAAACCAAGAAUCCCCUCCACACAUAGAUUAUCUAUAAUUCCUCAAAAAUUGACUUAGAGAUAAGACUCUGUGAAUAUAAGAAAGAGUAAUUCUGUAUAUAUGCAGGAAUUUAGAAAGGUUUUUAGUAAAAGUAAAUAUAGUUUUCACAAUAAUAUUUGA
This is a messenger RNA of Paramecium pentaurelia, 757 nucleotides long. The record is from the annotation of a GenBank genome assembly. NCBI's taxonomy places the organism in Eukaryota, Ciliophora, Oligohymenophorea, Peniculida, Parameciidae.